AUGCUUGAAAUAAAUCUUAAUUUUGUAAAAUGCUUGAUAUAUAUAAAUUGUUAUACAAGUAUUUUAAAGGAAUAAAUGUUUGGGGCUUAGGUUGAAAAUUCUUUGGUUCUAAAAAAGAGAUGA
Messenger RNA from Paramecium sonneborni, 123 nucleotides. Lineage: Eukaryota; Ciliophora; Oligohymenophorea; Peniculida; Parameciidae. The record is from the annotation of a GenBank genome assembly.